Molecule: messenger RNA, 1506 nt
Organism: Macaca mulatta (Rhesus monkey)
Lineage: Eukaryota; Metazoa; Chordata; Mammalia; Primates; Cercopithecidae
Source: RefSeq, a predicted model, not a curated record
ACUGACAGGUUGCCCUCCUCCCCAAACCCCACCGCGCUUCGCAGUAGACCGACAGAGGAGUCGAAGCGGUCGAAGGUUUUGCGGCUCCGGCGUGCCGGAAAGCAAAUGCUUAGAAGACUGGAAGACUCAACUCUGAGGAACGCCCAGCCCAGGAGGAGCAAUCCAAGAUACUGACAUCAGACGUUCCUCAGUAAAGGCCCGCUCAGAGCACCCUAAGUGAAGCCCAGAGUCUGUAUGCUUCACCCAUAUAUACAGAUGUAAAAAGCUUUUGUGUCUUUUCACUCAUAAGAGUAGACAGAAAAGAAUGACCAGACUUUGGAAGAAAGCUCAGAAGUGAUAGAGACGAAAGCAAGCAGAAAAGCUAUUUGAAGUAAAACAACAGAAAAUUUCAAGAAAGCAAGAAUCAGUGCACUUGGAAAGAAAAAAAUGCCUACAUAGUAUGCUUGUUAUGUGAAUUAGCUCAUUAACUAGUAGCAUGUUACGCAUAAAAGUGGAGAAUUUACAUGGUAAAUGAAAAUGGCCAAUUCUUUAAGAGGAGAAGUACUAAAACUUUAUAAAAAUCUGCUGUAUCUUGGACGAGACUAUCCAAAAGGAGCAGACUAUUUUAAAAAGCGUUUGAAGAACAUUUUCCUUAAAAACAAAGAUGUGAAGAAUCCAGAGAAGAUCAAAGAACUUAUUGCACAGGGCGAAUUUGUAAUGAAAGAGCUAGAAGCCUUGUACUUCCUUAGGAAAUACAGAGCUAUGAAACAACGCUAUUAUUCAGAUACCAACAAAACUAAUUGAUCAUUACUACUUUAAUUUAGCUGACAAACAGCCAUUGAUCAUUACUACUUUAAUUUAGCUGACAAUCAGUGCCAGCUGUUUAUGUGUACCAGAUAAUGUGAAUUAAUUCUAACUUAAAAUGGGAAGAUAUACAUAUUGUGUAAAAAAUCCCUGAGCUGCCCUACUGAACUAAGUAGGUUUCAACUUCUGUUCAUGCUGAGAAAUUAUCAGCAACUUAAUGCUCAAUUUUGAUACAAACAUAGCAAUUUAGCUAUACUACCGAUUAUAAAUUAAUGAACACCCAAUUUUGAAUGAAAAUACAAUACACUUAAUCCUGUAACUUAAUAGGAUUUAGCCAAUUAUUUUUAGCUUAUUUCUCCAUUUUACUGACAAGAGAAUGCCAUUUACUGAAUAUUUAAUCAGCAAAAUAAUUUCUUAUUUCUCUUAACUUUUGAAAGGAAUCCCUUUUUUUUUUCACCCAAUUUGAUACAUUAACAGCACAUACUCAAGGUUCACUCCACAACCAAGUUUCUGACAAUGAUUUAAAUGUAGUUAUAGAAAUAAUAUGUGUGGAGUUAUUCUGACUUUGAAAUAGCCUGCUGGUGACUGGCAUUACAUACAUUAACUAUUCAAUUAUUUCCAUUAUUAAUGUUGCUGCUGCUACCUUUGGGCCUAAAACCAAGUCAUCUGUUGUGUAUCAAUUACCUUCUUUGAUAAAAGGAAAUAAAUAAUGUUAUUCUAUUA